AUGCCGUCUGCUCAGAAGCCCAAAAGGGAGAAAAGUGAUGGGAAUGAGGAUGAUUGCACUGAACAGUCCUCCUUAAAUGAAAGUUCUUCAGGAUUCAGUCCUUCUCAAUCCUUCAAACUGAGGAUCAAAAUAGGAAACAAGACCAUUGGAACUAAAAGCUGCCCUUUGACAUUUGGUAAGAAUGAGCAAGAAGAAGAGAACAUUCUAGACGAUGGAGACAACUACAAUGAUGCCAUGUGCGAACCACAGUUUAUUGAGGAAGAAGUUGUCGAUGAUGAAAUUGUGGUGGAUAAUGAUGUAAACCACAACGACAACAGCUAUGGUGAGGUAGUUUUAGACGACAUUCAAUACAUGGAUGAUAUGUACGACAACUACACUGGCAACUACGAAGAAGUUUUGGACGACGAUUACGAUGAUGACGCUGAUGACGACAUCAACAACGUCAACAACAGCAACAAAUAUGAGUCAUCAGAUGAGGAAAGAAAAUGGCUAGACGCCCUUGAGUUAGGUCAGCUGGACGACAAUGGAGAGGUCAAAAGGUCAGAUAAGAAUAUGAAGGUGUUAACUGCCAGACAGAAAACAGCAACACACCCAAACAUACUUUCAAAAACUGACAAAGGCAACAAUCCCAAAAAUUUAUAUUCUCACAGUUAUCAUCCUUACCUGCUCAUUAAAAUGUUUGUGUGA
Molecule: messenger RNA, 687 nt
Organism: Helobdella robusta
Lineage: Eukaryota; Metazoa; Annelida; Clitellata; Rhynchobdellida; Glossiphoniidae
Exons: 6
Coding region: 1-687 (228 amino acids)
Source: RefSeq, a predicted model, not a curated record